Strongylus vulgaris is the source of this 289-nucleotide messenger RNA. Lineage: Eukaryota; Metazoa; Nematoda; Chromadorea; Rhabditida; Strongylidae. The record is from the annotation of a GenBank genome assembly.
ACUAUUAUGUUUCAGAUGCAAAAAGGACUAUCACGAUAAAAAUCCAGCUAAUCCAGGAACGAACUGCAAAUUCAUCAUCAAUGAAUGCUUAGCUGAGAAUCUGAACGAUUGUGAUAAGAACGCCGAAUGCAUUGAUACCAUUGAUGGCUAUGAAUGUAGGUGCAAACCUCCAUUCAAGGAUGAGAUGCCUGAAAGCCCUGGACGAGUUUGCAGGUAUAAUGAAUGUGCAAGACCUGAGGAUAACGACUGUGAUGAAAAUGCUGACUGUAUUGACACUGAUGAUAGCUAC